Molecule: messenger RNA, 3790 nt
Organism: Carya illinoinensis
Lineage: Eukaryota; Viridiplantae; Streptophyta; Magnoliopsida; Fagales; Juglandaceae
Product: bifunctional TH2 protein, mitochondrial-like
Exons: 7
Coding region: 259-2244 (661 amino acids)
Cellular component (GO): cytosol
Source: RefSeq, a predicted model, not a curated record
UUUCACGGUCAGCCUUCCUAGUUGACCGCCGGCCUCUCUCUCUAUUUUCCCGCAAAAUUGGAAUCGUAUAAAACCCGAAAACGUGAAAAAUCAAAUCCAUUUCACCAAACUAACGCUCUCUCUCUCAAACGCCGAGUGUGUUAGUUAACGCGUCCAUUCUUCUUACGGCUGGUGAUUUUUUGAAGCUUUGGAAUUUGGAGGAUCGUCGUCAGCUCGCUGUCAGUGAUCGCGGAAACGGCGUUGUUGAGAGGGACAGGGAUGCUAGGGGGGCCGGGGCCGACGUCGGUGGUCGUCGACGAAGGAGCAAUUGCGAGGCCGUUCUGGAUCAAGUUCCGAAGCGACUCCGUCUUGGCUCUCUACUCGCCCUUCGUCCUUUGCUUGGCGUCCGGUGACCUGAACUCCAACGCUUUCCUCCAUUUUGUCUCCCAGGACGUCCACUUUCUCAAAGCCUUCGCUCUGGCGUAUGAGCUGGCGGAGGAUUGCGCGGACGAUGAUGACGACAAAAGCGGAAUACGUGACUUGAGGAAACGCGUCGUGCAGAGGCUUAAAUCGCACGAUACUCUUGUUCGAGAAUGGGGCUUUGAACUCCCAGAUGAGAAAGUUUCCAGCGAUGCAACAGUCAAAUACACAGAUUUCUUACUGGCAGCAGCCUCUGGGAGAGUUCAAGGAGAAAAUGUUCCUGGUAAAAUUGCAACUCCUUUUGAGAGAACAAAAGUUGCUGCUUAUAUUCUUGGCGCUAUUGCACCAUGCAUGAGGCUCUAUUCCUCUAUAAGUAGAGAGAUACAAGCUGUUCUAGUUCCAGCUGAUAACAGUCACAUUUACAAGAAAUGGGUGGACAGUUAUUCUUCGGAAACUUUUGAGGAAUUUGCUUUGCAAGUCGAAGACAUGGUGGAUAAACUUAGCAUUUCGUUGACAGGGGAAGAGCUUAAAGUCAUAGAGAAGCUUUAUUAUCAAGCUAUUAAACUUGAAGUAGAGUUUUUUGCUACUCAACCAAUCUCUCUGCAAACCAUAGUUCCUUUGGCUCGUGUGCUUGACCCUGCAGAACGUCGUCUUACCAUAUUUUGUGACUUUGACUUAACAUGCACUGCUUUUGAUUCCUCUGCUAUAUUAGCAGAGAUUGCAAUUAUAACAGCACCAAAGGCCAACUCAGAUGGAUCCGAAACCCAACUUGCUCGUAUGUCAUCAGCUGACCUGAGGAGCACAUGGGGUGUUCUUUCCACCCAGUAUACCGAGGAGUUUGAACAAUGCAUAGAGAGUAUCAUGGAUAGCAGAAAAGUGGAAAACUUCAACUAUGAAGGUUUGAAGAAAGCCCUUGAACAAGUUGCGGAGUUUGAGAAAAGAGCAAAUACAAGGGUGGUUAAUUCAGGAGUACUGAAAGGUUUACAUCUAGAGGACAUAAAACGGGCUGGGCAGCGUCUCAUUCUUCAGGAAGGUUGUAGAGGAUUCUUUCAGAAGAUUGUGAAAAAUGAUACUCUGAAAACUCUAGUUCACGUGCUUUCAUACAGUUGGUGUGGUGAUCUCAUUAGGUCAGCUUUUUCAUCAGGGGAUCUAGACGAGUUAAAAGUACAUGCAAACGAGCUUACUUAUGAAGAAUCUGUGACUACGGGUGACAUUGUUAUGAAGGUGGAGUCUCCCAUGGAAAAGCUUCAAGACUUCAAUGAUAUCCUAAAUGAGUGCAACAGCAGCGGCAAGCACUUGACAGUUUACAUCGGAGGUUCAGUGGGGGACUUGCUUUGCCUUCUUCAAGCAGAUAUAGGUAUUGUAAUUGGUUCAAGUUCAAGCUUAAGGAGGCUGGGAGAUCAUUUUGGUGUCUCUUUUGUUCCAUUAUUCUCUGGUUUGGUGAAGAAGCAGAGAGAACUUGUCAAAGAUGGCUCGUGUAAUUGGAAAGGGCUAUCUGGCAUUCUUUACACUGUCUCGAGUUGGGCUGAGAUACAUGCUUUCAUUUUGGGAUCGGUCUGCCACCCAGAAAUAUACAGAAGUGUGACUAGAGUUGAAAAGAAAAAUUAUAGUGAUGCUAGGUAUAGUCAAAUUACGCAAACAGUCUCUCUAUUCAAUUCAUUAAUCAAAUGUAUUCAUGUUCAGCUUUUCUUCAAUAUUUUUUUUUUCAUUGUUGUAUCUGACUUUGAAGUUUCAAACUUGUCCAUCAAUCAUGAUAAAGAUUUCAGUGGCAACUUUGUCGGAAGCAGAGUAAGAGAUCAUCUGUCAAUAUUUGUGCUAAUAUUUCUGAGUGUGUCUAAAUUUUGAAGCUCCUCUACCCCUCAAUAAUUGCAUAUAUUUAUGUGAGAUGUGUAAACUGGCUGGCAUGUAUCAAGAUUACUGGUACUGCUCUCUGUAACUUGGGUGAUGUCAAUGGCAAUUUCAGAUUCCUCUUUAUUUGAGAUGCCUCGAAAAAAGAUCGCCUAAUUAACAGUCGUUUCGAGAUUAGGAUGAGCUCUCUGUUUUCUUAGCCCAUAACAUACAGAUCCAUUUCUGAUACUCUUCGGCCCAAGAUAUUUUAACAUAAUGAGACCAGAAAAUCUUCAAUUUCUUUGGGCCUUAAGCCCACCAAAACCAAAAUAAAUGAGAUUUUAUUAUUAUUAUUAUUAUUUUAAAAGAAGUAUUGGUCAGAUUUGUCGUCUCUUUAAGGUAGGUCCGAGAUGUAUGAGUGGGGUCCAAAAUUGGAAAUACAUACUACAUACAUUGCAUGUGGGUGUUCACGAUGUGGAAAGAGUGGGCAUAAAGCCAUGUGGAGGCACGUAAAUAAGCUUUACCUUGCCAUCACCUUUUCUCCAAUAAGGGGUAGAAGAGAAGGAUGUUCUUCCCAACCCAACCCGAUCGAGGAAGCUGCCUGCUGUUUCCACAUGGCUACCUUUUCCAAUAUCUUCUAAAUUUCUAAUACCCAUAUCGCAACCACUAUAACGGAUAAUAAUAUAUUAAUUAAAAGUGCACAAUUUCACCCGAUCUAGUUUUUUAAUUUUUUAAUUUUUAUGUUUUCAAUCCAGCAGGUCCACAUGUGUGCAUGUGAAAAUAGAAGACAGGAUAAAAAUAAAAUAUUAGUAUUUUCUGAGACAAAUAGCAGUUGAGGGGCUCAGACCCAUGAGUGAUGUGCAUUACUUUAUUCUAUUUCCUUCUCUUUUCUAUUAUUUUUUUUUCUUUUAAUAUAUAUUUUGAUAUGUGAACAUGACUCCCUUUUGACUUUUGAUGUUUUUAAGUUAUGGGUAGAUUUCAUGAUCUCCCUCUAAUACUUUCAUGUUCUGCUUUGUUUCUUUCUAUUUGGAGAAGAAAAAAGAAACCAUGGGAAAAGAGAAUUUGUUCUUUCAAAGGGAAAUUAACAAACAUUUGGUGUGGCCCAUAUCAAUGUAUCAUUUGAAAAGAAAAGAGUUUUGUCCUUGUUUUUAUUUUUAUUUUUUAAUGGUUUUCUUCACCUUAAUAACAUGGAAAGAUUCUUUGCUCUCAAUCAUAUAGCUGAUUAAGCUAUUAAGGCCAAUUAAGCAUUAAGUGGAUGAUGAGUAGUGUCCUAUCUUGGGUUUCUCUUAAAAUAUUUACAGGUGGAUGUGUACUUUUCCUUUCUUUCUUGUGGAAUAUAAAAGUUUUAAGAGAAAUAUUAUUUAUGGUUUCUUUUGUAUAAUCGAAAGAACUAAUUAUAAAUUCCCCUCAUCACAUGGGUCUGAUAUUGAUGUUAGGUUUAUGAUCACAUGGACAUCAAUUAUAUUCUGGCGCCUGUGUUUAAUCUUUACGCUUCAUGAUUAGGUGAUUGUGGGUCCACCUUAAGCAUCAUUUCUGAAUCUUUGUCAUACUUAGAAGUUACCCU